Molecule: messenger RNA, 1796 nt
Organism: Eurypyga helias (sunbittern)
Lineage: Eukaryota; Metazoa; Chordata; Aves; Eurypygiformes; Eurypygidae
Product: integrator complex subunit 2
Exons: 14
Biological process (GO): snRNA 3'-end processing
Cellular component (GO): integrator complex
Source: RefSeq, a predicted model, not a curated record
GCACAAGCUAGGAGGGGGCAGCGGGGAAAGCAUCUUGGUGUCGCAGCUUCAGCACGGGCUGACGCUGGAAUUUGAACACAGCGAUUCACCUCGGCGGCUUCGUCUUGUGCUUAGCGAACUGCUGGCGAUUAUGAAUAAGGUGUCAGAAUCCAAUGGUGAGUUUUUUCUCAAAUCUUCCGAGCUCUUCGAGAGUCCUGUUUAUCUGGAGGAGGCAGCAGACGUUCUCUGCAUUUUGCAAGCAGAGCUGCCAUCGCUGUUGCCAAUAGUUGAUGUGGCUGAAGCUCUGUUGCACAUCAAAAAUGGAGCCUGGUUCCUCUGCCUGCUGGUGGCCAAUGUUCCCGAUAGCUUUAAUGAGGUCUGCAGAGGUUUGAUUAAGAAUGGUGAGCGGCAGGAUGAGGAAAGCGUUGGAGGCCGUCGCAGAACAGAAGCACUUCGCCAUCUGUGUAAAAUGAACCCUUCCCAGGCCCUGAGGGUCCGAGGCAUGGUGGUGGAGGAGUGUCAUCUACCAGGUCUUGGUGUGGCUUUGACCUUGGAUCACACCAAGAAUGAAGCUUCAGAUGAUGGAGUCAGCGACCUGGUGUGUUUUGUGAGUGGUUUGCUGCUUGGAACAAACGCAAAGGUUCGAACUUGGUUUGGAACUUUUAUCCGAAAUGGCCAACAGAGAAAAAGAGAUAAUAUCAGCUCUGUGCUUUGGCAAAUGAGGAGGCAGCUGCUCCUGGAGCUCAUGGGAAUCCUUCCCACAGUUCGCAGCACACACAUCGUGGAGGAAGCAGAUGUUGAUAUGGAGCCAAAUGUGUCUGUGUAUUCAGGACUGAAGGAAGAGCACGUUGUGAAAGCCAGCGCGUUGUUACGUCUCUACUGUGCUUUGAUGGGAAUUGCUGGGCUGAAGCCAACUGAUGAAGAAGCUGAGCAGCUACUGCAGCUGAUGACCAGCCGGCCUCCUGCGACUCCAGCCGGUGUUCGCUUUGUGUCUCUUUCCUUCUGUAUGCUGCUGGCCUUCUCCACUCUUGUCAGCACCCCAGAACAGGAGCAACUCAUGGUAAUGUGGCUCAGUUGGAUGAUAAAGGAAGAAGCUUACUUUGAAAGCAUUUCUGGCGUGUCUGCUUCUUUUGGAGAGAUGCUUCUCCUGGUAGCCAUGUAUUUCCAUAGUAACCAGCUCAGUGCUAUCAUUGAUUUGGUCUGCUCCACCUUGGGAAUGAAGAUUGUUAUUAAGCCCAGCUCACUCAGCAGAAUGAAGACAAUCUUCACACAGGAGAUUUUCACUGAACAGGUUGUUACAGCCCAUGCAGUUCGCGUGCCUGUUACAGGCAAUCUCAGUGCCAACAUUACUGGGUUUUUACCUAUUCACUGCAUUUACCAGCUUUUAAAAAGUCGAUCAUUCACCAAGCACAAAGUAUCCAUUAAGGACUGGAUCUAUCGGCAGCUCUGUGAAACCACUACUCCACUCCAUCCUCAGUUGCUUCCUCUCAUUGACGUCUACAUUAACUCUGUUCUUACUCCUGCCUCUAAAUCCAACCCGGAGGCCACGAACCAGCCUGUCACAGAACAGGAGAUACUGAAUGUUUUUCAAGGACUCUCUGGGGGAGAAAAUACUCGUCUUGCUCAACGAUACAGCAUCACAACGCAAUUGCUCGUCCUCUACUACGUCCUGUCGUACGAAGAAGCACUUCUGGCAAACACAAAGAUACUAGCUGCUAUGCAGAAAAAACCCAAGUCUUACUCGUCGGCAUUAAUGGACCAGAUUCCAAUCAAGUACCUCAUCCGGCAGGCACAAGGACUCCAGCAGGAACUGGGAG